Molecule: messenger RNA, 1957 nt
Organism: Branchiostoma floridae (Florida lancelet)
Lineage: Eukaryota; Metazoa; Chordata; Leptocardii; Amphioxiformes; Branchiostomatidae
Product: DEP domain-containing protein 7-like
Exons: 13
Coding region: 52-1923 (623 amino acids)
Biological process (GO): intracellular signal transduction
Source: RefSeq, a predicted model, not a curated record
UUCGCGAUAAUUACUCAUCCCACGAACUGCACGACGGGAAAACUAAGAACGAUGGCGGCAGCUUCAAGUGGUCAGUCCUUCGGUCCCUUCAAGGCAACACAGAUCUGGAAUGGAAUCAUCCACCACCUCCAGGAGCACGCAAAUGUGCGGAGACACCGGCGGGGUCUGAAGUACCAUCAACACUGCUUCACAGGCGCUGAUGCCGUCAGUGUGCUGCUCAUGUAUCUGCAGGACAACAGUUUUCAGUUCGGGGCCUGCGAUAUCACCAGGAUGAAAGUCAUCAGAUUGUGUCAGGACAACAGUUUUCAGUUUGGGGCCUGCGAUAUCACCAGGAUGAAAGUCAUCAGAUUGUGUCAGGUACGUACUCAAUGUUUCACGUUAAUCCAAGAGACAGACAUGACAAGAUUUGUCUCAGUGGCAGUUGGUGCUGUCGGUGUGCUGCUCAUGUACCUACAGGACAACAGUUUUCAGUUCGGGGCCUGCGAUAUCACAAGGAUGAAAGUUAUCAGACUGUGCCAGGUGCUGAUGGACAAUGGAGUGUUCCAGCCUGUGGGUAUGAAGGCAAAGUCCAAGGGGAAGUCUCGACCAUUCGAUGACAGCAACAGCAAACUAUACAGGUUCACAAAAGCCAGUAAGUCGGCAGAUGGCAAGGAGAAUGUGGCAAUGUCAAGUGAAGACAGCCAAUCAGACGAGGACGAAUCAGGUGUGAUCCAGAACACCCUCGCCAUGGCAACCAGUGACGAGAUCCUACGCGAGCUGUUCGGCGAGACGUACAGCCAAGAGACCGAGUCCAUCUGGUCUUCCACCAGCAGUUUGGCCAGCAAUGGCUCAUCCUGUAGUAUAUCCCACGCAGACCUUUCAGUCCUAGACGAGGUUUGGAAGGAAAUGACCCUGGUGAAACUCCUGACCAUUGUGGAGCUCCCCCUGUUGGACGGCAUCCUCAGCAUGUGUAGCGAAGCCAAGCAGCACCGACUCAGCAUGCGGCGAGGCCUGGUCAUCUCCAACACCUGUACGGCAAGCUCGGAUUCUGACAGCGACAGCAUCAAUUAUUUCUUGACCCAUGACCCCUGGAUAACCUCUGGCCUGUCGUGUCUGGACUUCAUGCCGGAGACGAUCGGGAUGAAGCUUAGCGACACCGCGGCCGACACGCGCGAAUGGAAACUCUCCCUCUACCAGGCCAUCGCUGAUCACUACACACACCUGCAUGAGCCUCUGCUGACCAAUCGGCUGUUUGAUGUACAUGUGGCUGUCCUGGGCCUGAUUGACUGCACCCACAUAGACAAACCUCUGCUGACCAAUCGGCUGUUUGAUGUACAUGUGGCUGUCCUGGGCCUGAUUGUGAAGAGUAAGCUAGCCCAGGCAGUGAAGGCCCUACAGCUGGUGCUGCUGCUGCUGCCUUCUGAGAGCAGGGAGGAGCUGAGGAGGUUACUGCGCUUCAUGGCUCUGUGUUCCACCAACACACAGCUUCUGUUUCACAAUAAGUGUGACAACAGAACAUCCAUCCGUCGAGCCUUCACCAAGGCUGUCGUGCGAAACCCUGUUCUCGGCAAGGGCCAGACCGAACAGCUUGUCAUGUACAUGGUGGACAACCACCGCGAGAUCUUCCAGAUUCCUCCCGACCUCAAGGAAGCUGUUGAGAUGAAAAUCCAGUCCUUACGCGCAGGGGCUAAACCUGAAGACAUCCCCCUAGGUAAGGUUGCAGGGAGGAACCCCUCUUUGCCAGCAGUAGGAUUCUGCAAGCGAAUCACGAUACAGGAGUACGAGGCUCAGGCAAUCACGGAGACGGAGAAAGCGCUGGUCGACAUGAUGAACGGCAUCCUGGACCACACCAAGAUGACUGUCAAGGAGAAGCAGCGCCGCUUGAACGACUUCUGGAGACACCAUCCCAAGAUUUACGCCAAAUUCUUCUCUGGUAUGAUGUGAGGGAGCAGUUUUUGUUCUCACCAUGAGUUGACCA